Molecule: messenger RNA, 4476 nt
Organism: Wallemia ichthyophaga EXF-994
Lineage: Eukaryota; Fungi; Basidiomycota; Wallemiomycetes; Wallemiales; Wallemiaceae
Product: 5'-3' exoribonuclease 1
Exons: 5
Coding region: 1-4476 (1491 amino acids)
Biological process (GO): rRNA catabolic process; nuclear-transcribed mRNA catabolic process
Cellular component (GO): nucleus
Molecular function (GO): 5'-3' RNA exonuclease activity; RNA binding
Source: RefSeq, a predicted model, not a curated record
AUGCGUGAUUUAUAUGACGCUGACAGCAUCCACAGUGAAAGAUACCCGCUUACAAGUCAACUGGUUGAAGAUAAUCGUAUUCCUGAGUUUGACUGCUUAUACUUGGAUAUGAAUGGUAUCAUCCACACUUGCGCUGCAAAUACAGGCCAAGGAUCCGUACGCAAGGUUAAUGAGACUGAUAUGGUACAGAAUAUAUUCAAGUACAUUGAAUUUCUCUUCUCGAAAAUUAGACCUCGCAAGACAUUCUUCAUGGCCGUUGACGGUGUUGCUCCUCGUGCCAAGAUGAACCAGCAACGUAGCCGUCGAUUUAGAACUGCUCAAGAACACGCUGAAAACCUUACAAAAGCUGAACGUUUGGGUGAAAACAUUGAUGACGCAUUCAACAGCAACUGUAUCACUCCAGGAACCACUUUCAUGGCUAAGCUCUCCCAGCAACUCAAAUAUUUCGUUCACAAGAAAAUCUCCGAGGAUGCUUUAUGGCAGGGCAUUGACGUUAUCUUAUCUGGCCACGAAGUUCCUGGUGAAGGAGAGCACAAGAUCCAGGAAUUCAUUCGUCUUACUAAGGCUCAGCCUCAUUACAACCCUAACAUGAGACACUGUCUUUACGGUUUAGACGCUGAUCUCAUCAUGCUCGGCCUUCUCUCCCACGAGCCUCACUUCUGUCUGCUUAGAGAGGAAGUUACUUUCGGUCCACAGAAAAAAAAGAAGAGUGAAGGCCUUGAACAUCAGAAGUUUUACUUGAUGCACCUCUCGCUCUUCCGUGAAUACUUGGACCUUGAGUUUAAGGAAAUUAGGCACACACUCCCAUUCGACUAUGAUUUGGAGAGAAUCAUCGAUGACUUUAUCCUCCUCGCUAUUCUCGUCGGUAAUGAUUUCCUUCCGCAUUUGCCUGGUUUUCACAUUAAUGACGGCGCACUUGAGCUCUUGUUCUCAUCUUACAAGAAGAUAUUGAAAGACGCCGGUGGAUACAUCAAUGUACUUGGAAACAUCAACUUCAACCGUUUGCAACUCGUCAUGAACCAUCUUCACGACUUUGAAAAGACCGUGUUCAAGGAUGAAAUGGUUGACACUGAUAUGGCUAAUGGUCCAGUUAGUCAACACACUCCGCUAGUCCUUGAAGAGGGCAAGACCACCAUGACCACUAAGCAGGCUAAAUUGCAUGAAAUGCUCACUCAAAGUAUCACCUCUGGAUCCCUCUCACAGAAGGGUGGCUUCUUGGAGUUGCCACUCCCACUUGGCGAAUCUGAAAGGGAAUACCUGCAUGCAAUUUCUGAAAAUUUCAGCCUCGUCCUUGAAUAUGAUCACUUUGCCGCAGACGGCGUACCCAAAGCUGUGGUCAGAGUCCCUGUAUCAGCUACCAAACGCGAAGGUCUAUCAGCAGCACAAAGAAUCGGCAUGGCGCUUGAUGACAACUCCUCUGAUAGCGAAAUUGAAAACGACCUCAACAAUCCAGAUGCUCUCGAGGAUGAAAUGGAGAAUCUCCAAGUCAGCGGUUUCAGUGCCAACUUCAUGAAAUCUUUCACAGCUUUGAAUCCACGCAAGGUUGUUGACGAUCCAGAAGAAAUCUACGAAGAACAAGAAAAUGCCAUUGAUAGAAGCUUCGAAGGUCGAUUCAAGGGUUGGAAGGAAGAGUACUACAGCAGCAAGCUGGGUUUCAAUAAGACAUCGCAACCUGAACAAGUUAGACGACUGGUACAGCGCUAUGUCGAGGGUAUUCAAUGGGUUAUUAAGUACUACUACGAGGGCUGCGUUUCUUGGGGCUGGUUUUACGACUACUACUACGCACCAAAAAUCUCAGAUAUCGUUGAUAUGGGAGAUAUUAAGUGCGAAUAUGAAAAAGGCUUUCCGUUUAAGCCGUUUGAACAGCUCAUGGGUGUUCUCCCAUCUGCUUCUAAAGAGUUGGUGCCUCUUGUAUACAGAGACUUGAUGACAGAGGAGACAUCACCAAUUAUCAAGUUCUACCCUGAGAAAUUCGAAAAGGAUAUGAAUGGCAAGAAGCAGGAAUGGGAGGCUAUCAUCAAGAUUCCCUUCAUCGAUGAACAACUCUUACUCGGUACUAUGAGAAGAGUGGAGCAAGCCUUGACCCCAGAAGAGAGACUCCGCAACUCGUUUGGUGAUGCAACAAUUUUCAAGUAUGAUGGCACCAGAGAGGGCCAGAAGUACGAAUCGACACAUGAAAAGUUCACCACCAUAGUCAACGAUAAGUGUAAUGAGUGUGUCUAUACUCUUCCAGCUCUCGGCGAAGGUGCUUUCAGACAGGGUUUGGUGCCACACGCACGUAGUGGUAAACAAGCACUUGCUGGAUUUCCCACCCUCUACAAUCUAGAGUUCGAGUCGCUGCUCCACAAGCAUGGCGUUAUGGUGUUCAACCAGCCAUCGAGAAAGGACUCUAUCGUGAUUGUGACCGUCAACAAGUAUGAGAAUCACACUGCUAAGGAUGUCGCUGGGUCCUUGCUGGGUAAGAGGGUCUUCAUCAAUUGGCCUUUCUUGCAGGAAGCGUUCGUUGCCGGUAUUAGCGACGAGAAUGCCAAAUACACUCUUGAGGGAAAUAUCGUACAAGAGGAAGCUAGCUUAUCAGCAAAGUUUGCUAGAGACAGCGAACGUCUGGAGACCACUUACUCCAAGAGCCGCGCUGUACGUAUCGGUGUGGUUGAUAUCAUGGUUCAUGCGCGUCCUUUGAAGGGUCUCAAGAGAAAACUCUCAGGCGAACUCGUCAAAGACUACGAAGAGAAUGAGCAACAGUAUCCGCUACAGACUACCGUGCUUGAAGUAGAGUCUGAAGAUGAGCGUUAUUUGGAGCAAGCCGCGCCACCACUUGAAGAGGAGUUCUCUGUCGGUACGCAGUUGUUCUUCUUAGGCGUGAAAUACGGUUCGCCCGCUACAGUCGAAGCAGCCGACAACAAGAGCAACACUAUGACACUACGUCUUGUUCUCAUGCCUAAUCUUACUGAAAGACCUAAAUUUAACGCGAUUGGCAAAGCUUCGAACAGCGAGAAUUACUACAUCUCACCAAAAGUGGCACAGCUCCAUCGUAUUCAAUCACUCACUUUGUCAAAGAUCACUUCUGCAUUGACUAUUGUAGGACCUGAUGGUAAAAACAUCAACAUUGGUCUUAAUCUCAAGUUUGAAGCUAAGGGUGAGAAGGUGGCGGGUUAUACGCAAAAGAACCAUGUUGGUUGGGAGUAUUCCGAUAAAGCCUCUGAACUUGUUGGAGAGUAUAAACAAAAUUUCCCCGAAGUAUUUAUGCGUCUUGAUAGAAACAAGGGUGUCAACAACUACGACGAAAUAUGGCAAGAUCAAGAUGAAGCAGCUGUGCGUUUGGCAGAAAUACAAAAGUGGCUCAAGGCCAAGAAGGUCAAUACAUUCGAGACAGUCUCUCUAUUCGUCAACCAAAUGUCAACCGAGUCUAUAGCCCAAGUCGAGAAGCUUUCCGAGGAUUUAGCUGAUGCGAGUAAGAAAGUCGAGCCAAAGAAGGCGAUAGUGAAGAACGUUCCUCGCCACGCUGUCCUCAAGCCAAACCACGCAUCUACGCGUAUUAUCAACCAGCAGUUCAGACUUUGUGACAGAGUGGUGUAUGUCGCCGACCACGGCAAGGUGAACUUGACGUCGAGAGGCACAGUCGUUGGAAUAGCAUCAAACAAUCUAAUCGAUGUGGUUAUGGAUGAGCCCUUCAUGAGUGGCACGACGCUUGGCGGUAAAUGUAGCGCUUACAGGGGUGCGACGAUACCUUCAUAUGCCGUGCUCAACCUUAGUAAUGAGCAGUAUGUGGCUAGCAUGGAUGGAAUGGCCGAGAAUGCGCAGUAUGAAAAGCCCGCUCCACCAUUCAAGAGACAGAUUGGACCGCGUCCGGCAUUGGGUGGUGAUCGCUAUGUGAAGCCAGCGACUUCAGCACCGCAGGAACACUUCUCACCAGGACCGAAAUCUGGCUAUAAUGGUGCUCACAAAGGACGUUUCAAUCAACAGCAGCCAUCUUCUCAUCAGAAAAAUCUCGCUGACGCAUUGAGUUUGGGUGGCGGUGCCAGUGGUCCGAAUGCUGUUGGCAGACAGCCCAAGUUUAGCGGUCGUCCUCUGCCUCCACAUCAACAGAUGCAGCAAAUGCAGCAACUACAGCAACCACAGCAGCCUACUUUUAGACCGCGUCCACCGCCACUUAAUUAUGACAGACCUGCUUUCUCUGGGUCUUCUGUGUCAGCUCAACCAGCUCAACCAACUCUACCAAGAAACAGAGCACCUCCACCUCAUAUGGCGAACCCAGCCGGUAGCAACAGAGCACCUCCACCUCAUCUUCUCAGUCAGCAGCAGCAGCAGCAUCCGACAUCUUUGCAGUUUGGUGAUCACAACAUACCAAUCACGCACGCUUCAGAGAACCAUGGUAGUGCCGGUGGCAGAGGUGGUAAUAGAGGUGGUAAUAGAGGUAGAGGUGGAUUUAGAGGCAGAGGAGGCUACAGGGGUAGAGGAGGCUACCAGCAGGACUAG